AAUUCGGUACUUCAGCUCCUGUAACGUGCUUCACGCCGCAUGAUGUCACUAUUUUCACCUUAACUUCCGUCCAUUUGCGCUGUGCGUCUGAACUGUUUCUUACAGCUUCCAUGUAAAAUUUCCAGAAAUUGAAAUAAGUAAUAUGGACACAAGAAUCAAAGGCGUUAGUACAGGCACCACUAUACUGGCAGCUAAGUUCAAUGGGGGAGUUCUUAUUGGAUCCGAUUCCAGGGCCUCAAUAGGGUCCUAUGUGUCCUCCAAGGCCAUCAACAAGCUGAUCCAGGUCCAUGACAAGAUAUUCUGCUGCAUCGCUGGUUCCCUGGCCGACGCGCAGGCAGCUACACGGGCAGCUAAAUUCCAGCUGUCAUUCCACAGCAUCCAGAUGGACUCCCCUCCUCUAGUCAAGGCUGCAGCCUCUGUGAUGCGAGAUCUUUGCUACAGUAACAGGGAGGAUCUGCAGGCUGGCUUCAUCACCGCAGGCUGGGACCGGAAGAAAGGCCCACAGGUGUACACAGUGUCUCUUGGUGGGAUGUUAGUCAGUCAGCCGUUCACCAUCGCAGGGUCAGGCAGCACCUACAUCUACGGUUAUGUGGAUGCGAAGUACAGGCCUGACAUGAGCCGAGAGGAGUGUCUACAGUUUGCCACUAAUGCUCUCACUUUAGCAAUCGGCAGGGACAAUGUGAGUGGUGGCGUUGUCCACCUGGUGGUGAUCACAGAAGGCGGUGCAGAGCAUGUCGUCAUCCCUGGAGACAAGUUACCCAAAUUCCAUGACCAGUAGAAAGACCAGUGGAUACCCUGCAACCAGUACAGAAGAAAGGAGCAGACUUCACUACAAACUACAAAUAACUAAUAAUAAACAACAUUUGAAAAAAACAUAGAAAUCCUGGUUUUACUAAAUAAUCGUUUUACAAAAAUAUUUUGGCAUUUGGGACUUUUUAAUUUGGAAAACCAUUGACACGUCUAUAAACAGUUUUUUUGCCCCUCAGCAUUUACUAUGUAAUGCAUGUCUCUGUAUCAUCUUAGUAUCAUAUUCAAUACACUGCCAUAGUACACUGAGUAAAGUAAUUGUUGCUCUUUUCUUAUAUUGUAAAUUACUAUAGCAGUCAGUCUAUACUCUAUACCAGUGAUUUUCAACCACUGUGCCACGGCACACUAGUGUAAGGUGUACCGUGGGAAAUUAUCCAAUUUCACUUAAUUGGUCUAAAAAACUUUUUUGAAAAUUAUUAUUUGCAAAUAAUGCCAUUAUAAAUGCCAUUAUCGAGUGUCUGUGCUGUAAUAGUGAUGUAUUCUAAACAAACAAAGCUAUUUCAACAUUACUCCAUUUCUCACGACAUAUCUGUGUGAGCUGAGCUUUUCAAGCCUGACUCAUAAAAACUAAUAACAGAGAGACUGAGAGCUGCUGAGGAAGAGCUUCGUCUCUGUCUGUCUUCAAUUCCCGCCAGGAUAUCAGCUUUGUGUUCAUCCAAACAGGUUCAGGUUUCACACUGAGCGAGUAUAAAUAAAUUGAGAGACUAUUUUCUCAUUA
Paramormyrops kingsleyae is the source of this 1525-nucleotide messenger RNA. It is a transcript of the gene psmb12, whose product is annotated as proteasome 20S subunit beta 12. The record is from RefSeq and is a predicted model, not a curated record. Gene Ontology annotation, cellular component: cytoplasm; proteasome core complex. NCBI's taxonomy places the organism in Eukaryota, Metazoa, Chordata, Actinopteri, Osteoglossiformes, Mormyridae. Gene Ontology annotation, molecular function: threonine-type endopeptidase activity.